This is a messenger RNA of Grammomys surdaster, 3943 nucleotides long. Its product is annotated as zinc finger protein 728-like. Lineage: Eukaryota; Metazoa; Chordata; Mammalia; Rodentia; Muridae. Gene Ontology annotation, biological process: regulation of DNA-templated transcription. The record is from RefSeq and is a predicted model, not a curated record.
AUGCUGUCAUUCUGGGAUGUGGUCAUUUAUUUCUCUGCAGAGGAGUGGGAAUUACUGGGUCCUGCUCAGAGGAAACUGUACAGGGAUGUGACGUUGGAGAAUUACAACAACCUUGCGUUCCUGGGUCUUGCUUCCUCUAAACCAUACCUAGUCACAUUUCUGGAGCAAAGACAAGAGCCUUCAGAUGUGAAGAGAGGAGUGGCCAUCACUAAGUACUCAGGAGGAAAAUGUUAUACCAGCAAAGAAUGUGCAAAAAUUUUUGAGUGGGAAAAACUAUUUCAAAAUCACUACAGAUAUCAUUUAAGAGUGAACGCCUACAAGUGUGAAGUAUGUGGCAAGUCCUUCCAUUUUCCAUCACGUCUUGCUAAACACAACAGAAUUCAUAAAGGAGAAAAACCCUACAAGUGUGAUGUCUGUGGCAAUGCCUUCAAUUAUUCUUCAAGCCUUUCCAAGCAUAUGAAAAUUCAUACAGGAGACAAACCAUACAAGUGUGAAGUGUGUGGAAAGUCCUUCCAUUUUCCAUCAUUACUUUUGAUACACAAUAGAGUUCAUACAGGAGAGAAACCCUACAAGUGUGAAGUAUGUGGCAAGGCCUUCCAUACUCCUUCUUUAUGUUCUAGACACAAGAAAAUUCAUACAAGAGAGAAACUCUACAAGGGUGGCAAGGCCUUUGAUUUUCCUUCAAAACUUUCCAUCCAUAAGAAAAUUCAUACAGUAGAGAAAUCCUAUAAAUGUGAAGUAUGUGGCAAGGCCUUCUAUUACCCAUCAAGACUUUCCAAUCAUAAGAAAAUUCAUACAGGAGAGAAACCAUACCAAUGUGAAGAAUGUGGGAAGGCCUUCUGUUUUUCAUCAUCACUAUCUAAACACAGGAGAAUUCACACAGGAGAGAAACCAUACACAUGUAAAGACUGUGGGAAGGCCUUCCGCACUCUCUCAUCACUUUCUAAACACAAGAAAAUUCAUACUGGAGAAAAACCCUACAAGUGUGAAGUAUGUGGCAAGGCCUUCCAUUAUCCAUCCUUACUUUCUAAACACAAGACAAUCCAUACAGGACAGGAACCCUACAAGUGUGAAGUAUGUGACAAGGUCUUCAAUUAUCCAUCAAAGCUUUACAAACAUAAGAGCAUUCACGCAGGAGUGAAACCCUAAAAUUGUGAUCUAUCAGUGAAUUCCUUUAGAACUUUCUGGAUUUUUUCUACUCAUUUGAUAACUAACUCUGGGGAGAAACCAUAAAAAAGGGAGGAAUGUGGCAGACCUUCCUCUACAAAAGCAUAUUUACAAAUGAAAAGAAUAUGUCAAAAUAAUCAUCAUAUACUUCAUUCUGGAGAGAAACCUUACAAAUUUAAAAAAUGUGACAGGGCUUCUCUGUGUUGCACUGACACUCUUGAAAUUCGCUCUUUAUGUGGCUGUCCCGUUGAGCGCCGCGUUUGGAUCUCUGACAUGGAGGAUAUGCUGUCAUUCUGGGAUGUGGUAAUCUAUUUCUCUGCAGAGGAGUGGGAAUUACUGAGUCCUGCCCAGUGGAAACUGUAUAGGGAUGUGAUGUUGGAGAAUUACAACAACCUUGUGUUCCUGGGUCUUGCUUCCUCUAGGCCAUACCUGGUCACAUUUCUGGAGCAAAUACAAGAGCCUUCAGAUGUGAAGAAUCAAGUGGACAUCACUAUGUACACAGGGGGAAACUGCUAUCCCUGCCAAGACUGUGGUAAUGUCUUUGAGGGGAAAGAAGCAUUUCAAAAUCAUCGUGUAGAAGUGAAGCCCUACAAAUGUGAAGAGUGUGGCAAGUCCUUCCGUUUUCCAUCAGUACUUUCUGAACACAAAAGGAUUCAUACAGGAGAAAAACCCUACAAGUGUGACAUCUGUAGCAAGGCCUUCCAUGGGCCAUCAAGACUUUUUCAACAUAAGAAAAUUCACGUAAAAAUCUACAAGUGUGAAGUAUGUGGCAAGGCUUUCAGUUAUUCAUCAAGACUUUAUGUUCACAUGCGCAUUCAUACAGAAGAGGAGCCAUACAAGUGUGAAAUAUGUGGGAAGGCCUUCCACUCCCCACCAUCACUUAAUCAACACAUGUUAAUUCAUACAGGAAAGAAACCCUACAAUUGUGAUAUAUGUGGCAAGGCCUUCCGCUUUCCAUCAUUACUUUCAAAACACAAGAUAAGUCAUACAGACCAAAAACCCUACAAGUGUAAGAUAUGUGGACAGUUCCUCCGCUGUGAGUCAUCACUUCGUCAACACAAGAUAAUGCAUUCAGGAGUGAAACCCUACAACUGUGAAGUAUGUGGCAAGGGCUUCGAUUAUCCAUCCUUACUUUCUAAACACAAGAUAAUUCAUACAGAAGAGAAUCCCUCCGAGUGUAAAGUAUGUGGAAAGGUCUUCUACUCCUCAUCAUCACUUCGUGAACACCAGAAAACUCAUGGAGAGAAACCCUACAGAUGUGAAGUAUGUGGCAAGGCCUUCCGUUAUCCAUCAGAACUUUCCACCCAUAAGAAAAUUCAUACAAGAAAAAAAAAAAAAAAGUGUGAAGCAGGUGGGAAGGCCUUCCAUUAUCCAUCAUUACUUUCUAAACACAAGGUAAUUCAUACAGAAGAGAAUCAUUACAAGUGUGAAGUGUGUCACAAGGUCUUUAAUUAUCCAUCAAAACUUUACAAACAUAACAAAAUUCAUACAAAAGAGAAACCCAACAAAUAUGUGACCUGGCCUUCCAUGGUCCAUAAUUACAUUUUUGGAAAAAAAAAAAGAGAAACCAUACAGGUGGAAACCCUGAACUUGUGAUGUAUCAGUCAAAUCCUUCAGAGCUUUCCAGAUUCUUUCCCUCAUUUGAUAACUCAUUCUGGAGAGAAGCCAUACAAACCUGAGGAAUGUGAAAAGCCUCCUUUACAAAGUCAUACCUAUAUCUACAAAAAUUAACUCACAAUAUGGAGACUACUUACAAAUGAAAAGAACAUGUCAAAGUGCUCAACAAAUUUAGGGAUCACCAAAGAAUUUAUUCUGGAAAGAAACCAUACAAAUGCAAAAAAUGUGGUAAAUUCUUUUGAAGUUCCACUGCAUGGUCUGAACAGAGAAUAAUUCCUAUUGGAGAUAAACACUACACAUGUGAAAAAUGUGGCAAACACUAUUCUUACCAGUCUUCUGGUCUCAAGCCGCAUUAAAGACUUCAUCUAUGAGAGAAACAACACAAGUGUGGAGAAUGUAAUAAAGUCUUUUGGACUUACUGAAAAUUUGGGAAUAACCUCAUUCAUAAUACACUGAAAAAUACUGCAAACGCCUUAAUAAGCUUUCUUAAAUUUCUUGGCACAAAGUAGUUCAAACUGGAGAGAAACAGUUCAAAUGUUAAAAUGUUGAAAUAAUCUUAACACUUCUUCAGACCCUAAAAGUUAUCAACAGCUUCAUGCUGAAUAGAAGCCCUAUAAGUUUGAGGAAUGUGGUAAAGGCUUUGGAAUCUUUCAUACAAUCAUGACAAAAGUGGAGCUGUCAGACACCUGGAUUUUGGGGAUGAUCCUUCUUUGGUGUCUUUUGUUUCUUUUAGAAUUGAAACCCUUUUUGUAUACCAGGAUGUAGAAAAGUCGUCACUUGUUUGUAUACUGUAGGAGCUCACAGUUAAGAGACUGCCUUGAGUCUCACAUGACACAUGGACUGUGGUCUUUCAUACUGUUGUAAUUAUUAAAUACUUUGUGGACCUGUCAAGUUGUAGCCUAUUUACUUAUGAAGUGAGGGUAAAGUUGGGGAAAGGGAAGGAGUGUUAUGAUUAAAAGCUUUCAGGAGAGAGCUAGCAUGUUUGGGAACAAACUGAAUUGUUAACAAGACCCACACCCAUGUUAGUAAUCCCAGUACCCACAAAAUAGAACGAGGUAAUUGCCUCUGAAUGUUGUCCUCUGACCUCCAUGCAUGGGCCCCCACACAAACAUAAAUUUGUGUGCCCAGAAAUAAAUAAACGUAAACUACACUUUUGAAA